AGCUGAAGGCCACGGGCACAGCACACUUCUUCAACUUCCUCCUCAACUCCAGCGACUACCGCAUCCUGCUGAAGGAUGAGGACCACGACCGCAUGUACGUGGGCAGCAAGGACUACGUGCUGUCGCUGGACCUGCACGACAUCAACCGCGAGCCCCUCAUCAUCCAUUGGCCCGCGUCCCAGCAGAGGAUCGAGGAGUGCAUCCUGUCAGGCAAGAACAGCAAUGGGGAGUGUGGGAACUUCAUCCGCCUGAUCCAGCCCUGGAACCGGACACACCUCUACGUGUGCGGCACCGGCGCCUACAACCCCAUCUGUGCCUUCGUCAACCGCGGGCGCAAAGCCCAGGAUUAUAUCUUCUACCUGGAGCCAGACAAGCUGGAGUCGGGCAAGGGGAAGUGUUCCUACGACCCCAAAGUAGACACUGUCUCUGCAUUAAUAAAUGAGGAGCUUUAUGCUGGUGUGUACAUCGACUUCAUGGGCACGGACGCGGCCAUCUUCCGCACCAUGGGCAAGCAGACAGCCAUGAGGACAGACCAGUACAAUUCCCGCUGGCUCAACGACCCAGCCUUUGUCCGUGCCCAGCUCAUCCCUGACAGCAGCGAGAGGAAUGAUGACAAGCUCUACUUCUUCUUCCGAGAGAAGUCAGCUGAUGCCCCGCUGAGUCCUGGGGUCUAUUCCCGCAUCGGGCGCAUCUGCCUGAAUGACGACGGGGGCCACUGCUGCCUUGUGAACAAGUGGAGCACCUUCCUGAAGGCCCGGCUGGUCUGCUCUGUGCCGGGACCCGAUGGAAUUGAAACGCACUUCGACGAGCUCCAGGACGUCUUCAUCCAGCAGACUCAGGACACCAAGAACCCUGUUAUCUACGCUGUGUUCUCUGCUUCGGGGUCGGUCUUCAAAGGCUCUGCUGUGUGUGUCUACUCGAUGGCUGACAUCCGCAUGGUCUUCAACGGGCCCUUUGCCCACAAGGAGGGACCCAACUACCAGUGGAUGCCCUACACAGGAAAGAUGCCCUACCCCCGCCCAGGCACUUGCCCUGGGGGGACCUUCACCCCUUCCAUGAAGUCAACCAAGGACUACCCCGACGAGGUGAUCAACUUCAUGCGCGCGCACCCGCUGAUGUUCCACGCCGUGUACCCCACGCAAUCGGGGCACCGUGCAGAAGGUCAUUGUGCUCCCCCGGGAUGACAUGGAGACAGAGGAGCUCAUGCUGGAAGAGAUUGAAGUGUUCAAGGUGCCAGCCCCCAUCAAGACGAUGACCAUCUCCUCCAAGAGGCAACAGCUGUAUGUGUCCUCGGCCGUAGGCGUGACGCACCUGGCGCUGCACCGCUGUGACGUGUACGGGGAGGCCUGUGCCGACUGCUGCCUGGCGCGGGACCCCUACUGCGCCUGGGAUGGCAGCGCCUGCACCCGCUACUCCGCCUCCUCCAAGAGGCGCAGCCGGCGGCAGGACGUGCGGCACGGCAACCCCAUCCGGCAGUGCCGCGGCUACAACUCCAACGCCAACAAGAACACGGUGGAGGCCGUGCAGUACGGGGUGGAGGGCAGCACAGCCUUCCUGGAGUGCCAGCCCCGCUCACCCCAGGCCAGCAUCAAGUGGCUGCUGCAGAAGGACAACAGCGACCGGCGGAAGGAGGUGCGCGUGGAGGGCCGGGUGCUGCGCACGGAGCAAGGCCUGCUGCUGCGCGCCCUGCAGCUCAGCGACAGCGGCCUCUACUCCUGCACCGCCACCGAGAACAACUUCAAGCACACGGUGACCAGGGUGCAGCUCCGCGUCCUCAGCAGCCGCGCCGUGCACACCGUGCUGGUCCAGGCAGAGAGCCCGGCCCCCGGCCUGCCCGGCGCCCCCACUCCCCGCUACCAGGACCUGCUGCAGCUCCUCAGCCAGCCCGAAAUGGGACUCCUGGACCAGUACUGCCAGGGCUACUGGAGGCACACGGCCGCCAGCCCCCCGCAGCCGCUGGCCGGCCUCAAAGCCAAGGAGCAGCAGGAGCAGAAGAAGCCUCGGAACCGCCGGAAUCACCAGCCAGAGACCUAUGGGCAUACAUGAAACCAUCAUCAGGGACUUUGCUAGCACAGUGGUCUAUUUUUCCCCCCUUUUAAUAUUAAAAAUAUCUAUAAAUAAAUAUAUAUAUAUAUAUAUA
Zonotrichia albicollis (white-throated sparrow) is the source of this 2140-nucleotide messenger RNA. NCBI's taxonomy places the organism in Eukaryota, Metazoa, Chordata, Aves, Passeriformes, Passerellidae. The record is from RefSeq and is a predicted model, not a curated record.